This is a messenger RNA of Helicoverpa armigera (cotton bollworm), 1399 nucleotides long. Its product is annotated as phosphotriesterase-related protein. Gene Ontology annotation, molecular function: zinc ion binding; hydrolase activity, acting on ester bonds. Gene Ontology annotation, biological process: catabolic process. The transcript is spliced from 6 exons. Lineage: Eukaryota; Metazoa; Arthropoda; Insecta; Lepidoptera; Noctuidae. The record is from RefSeq and is a predicted model, not a curated record. The coding region runs from base 146 to 1210 and encodes 354 amino acids.
CCAACGUAGUCUUUCAGUCUAUCAUUGUUUAAUUAUUUAAAGUGUUCUUAGCAUUGAUAAGCGAUAAAGUAAAUAUUGUAUUAUUACCGUGCAGUAGUUCGGUGUCUGUGUAUCAGUAAAUCACACGCUUCGUACUCGUAUCAAAAUGACUUCAAAAGUACAAACCGUGUUGGGAGACGUGAGCCCAUCAGUGUUGGGCCGCACACUAACUCACGAGCAUUUGGCUAUGAACUUCGAACAUUUCUACAAGACUCCGCCCUCUGCCCUAGCGCCUAAAUUCGACAGCCACCCGAAUUUUCAUAUAGAAACUCUUGGUUUUGUGAGGCAGUACCCAUACAGUUUGAGGUAUAACUUGGAACUGGAUGAUAAGGAAGCGAAUGCAGCUGUUUUACAUGAUGUUGUUGAAUACGGAACUGCGAGUGGAGGUACCAUUGUGGAGAACACAACAGAGGGCAUUAGACGCAACUUGAAGUUUUGCAAAGAAAUAUCGCAAAGAAGCAAAGUGCAUAUUGUAGCCGGUACUGGCCACUACAUUGCCGACACGCAGAGCUCCGGUACUCUGGACAAGACCACGGAAGAUAUUUACAAUCAUAUGAUGGAAGAGCUCACGGUUGGGUGUCGUGAUGAGCCUUCUAUUCGGGCUGGUUUCAUGGGAGAGAUCGCCAGCGUUUGGCCGCUAAGAGAUUUCGAACGUAACGCGAUAAAGGCAGCAGGGGAGUUACAACCUCAGGUCGGUUGUGGAGUCAGUUUCCACCCCCACAGGGUCAAGGAGGCUCCCUUCGAGAUCAUACGCCUGUACCUGGAGGCCGGGGGCUCCGCUGACAAAGUCGUCAUGUCGCAUUUGGACCGCACUCUUCUAGAAGACGAUGUCCUAUUAGACUUUGCGGAACUAGGCACAUAUUGUCAGUUCGAUCUAUUUGGCGUAGAAGUCUCAUAUUACCAGCUAAAUGUGGACACGGACAUGUUGAGUGACGCUCAGAGAAUACAGAAGGUUGCGCUACUAGUCAAGGAGGGCAAAGAAGAUAGGAUACUCAUGUCCCAUGAUAUUCAUACGAAACAUCGAUUGACAAAGUUCGGAGGCCACGGCUACGCACAUAUUAUCCACAACAUAUUGCCCAAGAUGGAGGCUAAAGGAUUUUCGCGCCAACAGAUAGACACAAUCACCAUAGACAACCCCGCAAGAUGGCUGGCUAUCGAAAAUAAAUCAUAACCUUAUUUUUGUGAAGUUGGUUUAAUAUUUUAUUUCAACACAUUAGGGUUAAGUAAAAAUAUUGUAAAUAAGUGAUAUUGUCUUAAAAAGCAUCUAAUUUUUUAGCAAGCAUUUGGUAAGAAAUUUUACUUUAUUUUUACCAUUUGAUAGGUUUUUAUAUACAAGUGUACUCUUUACUAGAAUUUUAAG